AUUAGUUACACACAAUCUCUCUCUCUCUCUCUCUCUCUCUGUGUUUUGACUCUUCUUCUCCCCCCUCCCCAUCUAUCUCCCUCCAUUAACCUACCUCCAUUUCAAUUUUGUUUGCUUAUUAAUCAUCCAUCGUCAAUCAUCAAAGCCUGGAUCUUUUAAAGUCACCCAUUCAAACAACUCCUCCUUCUCCUUCUCCUCCUUCCUUCCAAGAAACCGCACAAAUGAAAAGCCCCAAUAUCCAAUCCAAUAUUAUUUAUAAUAAUAAAAAUAAAUAAAUAAAGUUCAACUCAGAGAAAGCCCCUCCGCCCUCCCUCUUGAAUCUUCUUCCCAGAGCCAGACCCAAACCCUAGAUUGCCCUCCCAUACUGAAAGAAAUCUAGGGCCUUUCGUCGCACCCAAUGUCACAGAUGAUGCAAAUGUCCCACCACGAUGACAUCCCAUCGACGCCCGGCAAGUUCAAGAUGGAGAAAUCGCCAUACAUUCACAGAUUAAGGUGGCAUUCUUCUCUCGCCAAGCUCACCUUCUGGUCCUUCGUCUUCCUGGGCUUGAUCUUCGUCUUCUUCUUCAGAUCACCCUCGAAUUCCUCCACUCUUUCUUCUGAUCUCUCUCGCAGAUCGCUCCGGACCUAUUCCUGGGGCGGCCAAGCCUGGGAAAAGCGGGUCCGGUCGUCGGCCAGGAUCCGGUCCCGGAACGGCAACUGCGUGCUCGUCACCGGCGCCGCCGGCUUCGUCGGCACCCACGUUUCCGCCGCCCUGAAGCGCCGCGGCGACGGCGUCCUCGGGCUUGACAAUUUCAACGACUACUACGACCCGUCGCUGAAGCGGGCCCGGCAAGCCCUCUUGGAGCGGUCGGGAGUGUUCAUUGUGGAAGGCGACAUCAACGACAUUGCCCUGCUGAAGAAGCUUUUCGAGGUUGUGGCAUUCACCCAUGUGAUGCAUUUGGCCGCCCAAGCUGGAGUGAGGUACGCCAUGGAAAAUCCCAGCUCUUAUGUUCAUAGCAAUAUUGCUGGUCUUGUUAAUGUUCUUGAAGUCUGUAAAUCUGCAAAUCCACAGCCUGCAAUUGUGUGGGCGUCUUCUAGUUCUGUGUAUGGACUUAACACAAAGGUACCCUUUUCGGAAAAGGAUCGCACCGACCAGCCUGCAAGCCUCUAUGCUGCAACCAAGAAGGCUGGGGAAGAAAUUGCACACACUUAUAAUCAUAUAUAUGGGCUUUCCAUUACUGGGUUAAGGUUCUUUACUGUUUAUGGCCCUUGGGGAAGGCCGGAUAUGGCUUACUUCUUCUUUACAAAGGAUAUAUUGAAAGGGAAGUCAAUACCGAUCUUUGAGGGGCCUAAUCAUGGGACUGUGGCCCGGGAUUUUACCUACAUUGAUGAUAUUGUGAAGGGUUGUUUGGCGGCGUUGGACACUGCAGAGAAGAGUACUGGCAGUGGGGGGAAGAAGACGGGGCCUGCUCAAUUGCGGGUUUUUAAUUUGGGAAAUACUUCGCCAGUGCCAGUUUCGGAUCUUGUCAGCAUUUUGGAGAGGCUUCUGAAGGUGAAGGCCAAAAGGUUGAUUAUGAAGUUGCCUAGGAACGGGGAUGUGCAAUAUACUCAUGCAAAUAUAAGCUCGGCGCAGAGAGAGCUUGGGUAUAGGCCCACGACAGAUCUGCAGACGGGUCUGAAGAAGUUUGUUCGGUGGUAUCUCAGUUACUAUGAGUCUGGAAAGAAGACAGCACAGUGAUAUGCUCAUGGAAUUGCUAGGAUGUUUCCACUUGUUCGUUUUGAUUCAUAUGAUUGUUUUAACCUAUCUCUGUUCCUUGCCUGAUUAUCUUGUUUUCCUAUAUCUGUAACGAUGCCAUACAAGAGAGAAUUUGCAUUCCACGAUGAAGAAGUUCUUGUGAUUGUUGGACAUAUUAUUUGCCGGGCAUUCUGAGCUGUAUCUGACGAAAUCCAGGACCAUCUUCUUAAAACACCUGGGAAUGUAAUUGUUGUAGUUUUAUCAUUGUAGAAUUCAUGACUGACAGGAGUAUUUGCCGAUUGGUCAACUUGUAUCAUUUCUGUGGAAUCUCAAUAAAAUAGCUUACGAUAGUUUAGAUC
This is a messenger RNA of Diospyros lotus (date-plum), 2073 nucleotides long. RefSeq names its product UDP-glucuronate 4-epimerase 3. The transcript has a single exon. Bases 398 to 1717 code for a protein of 439 amino acids. Lineage: Eukaryota; Viridiplantae; Streptophyta; Magnoliopsida; Ericales; Ebenaceae. The record is from RefSeq and is a predicted model, not a curated record.